Molecule: messenger RNA, 2788 nt
Organism: Herpailurus yagouaroundi (jaguarundi)
Lineage: Eukaryota; Metazoa; Chordata; Mammalia; Carnivora; Felidae
Gene: TMUB2
Product: transmembrane and ubiquitin like domain containing 2
Exons: 4
Coding region: 961-1869 (302 amino acids)
Biological process (GO): ERAD pathway
Molecular function (GO): protein binding
Source: RefSeq, a predicted model, not a curated record
CUCCCUUUAAUUUCCCAUGACUCCCCGCGUACUCAAGCCCCGCCCUCAGGCCCUCAGCCCCGCCCCGAAGUUUGAGGGGUGUGGAUGGUUUGUGACCCCCUCUUCCGACUCUACCCCUUACGGGCUGGGAGAACUGAGCUUGCUGGCCAGGGACCGGGCAGCCUUUCGGCUCAGGUGGGCCCACGGACUUCUCUCCGGCGCCGCGGGAAUAGGACCGCCCAACGCGGAGCCUGCGCCUCAGAAAACGCAGGGUCGGGACCCCUCCUCACCGCGCCGUCAGUGUCGCUCACAGGCUGAGGAGAGAGCAGAGGCCUCUGAGGCCGGAGACCUGGGGUCCUGCCUGGGCCCUGCCCCCGAAAGUUCCCUGUGUCUGUGCCAGUCGUUUUCGCGUCUCUUCGCCGCAGUUUCCUUUUCUGUAAAUCAGGGUUGGUGACAUUAACCUUCUUAUUACCAUCAGGGGCUAGUCUGGGGAGCGAGAAGUAACUGCUACCAUUUAUUGAACGGUUGCCAUGUGCCAGACCCUGUGCUAGGUAUCUUGCUUCGAUGAUUUCCCGUCACCGUCAAAACAACCUUAUGAGGGCCCAUGUUCUAAGUAAGGAUGUGGAAGCUAUUCAGAUGUUGACAUGUCACGCACAUAUUCUUUGAGCAGUUUCUAUGGCAUCAUGCCAGGCACUGGGGUACAGAGAAAAAUACUUGUCAUCCAGAAGUCUAGUAGGGAGAGAUGGACAAGUAGAUGAGUGUAAUGAAAUGUUAUAGGUAUCGUGAGAAUAGUUUAUUAAUGAUAAUCAUCCGAUCGGAUUUGCCCGGGACAGCUGUGAAAACAGCACACUCUCCAAGGGAAAGAGUAGGUCCUCUAAGGAGCAAAAGAAAGGUUUUCCUGCCUUUCUAAGGAACUACCAAGGGAGAAACUACACGGUACGAGAAGAGAGAGACAGUGUCGACCCAGUCAGCAGCCAGGCCAUGGAGCUCUCUGAUGUCACCCUCAUUGAGGGUGUGGGUAAUGAGGUGACUGUGGUGGCAGGUGUGGUGGUGCUGAUUCUAGCCUUGGUCCUAGCUUGGCUCUCUACCUACGUAGCAGACAGCGGUAGCAACCAGCUCCUGGGCACCAUUGUGUCAGCUGGCGACACAUCCGUCCUCCACCUGGGACACGUGGACCAUCUAGUAGCGGGCCAAGGCACCCCAGAGCCCACUGAACUUCCCCAUCCAUCAGAGGGUAAUGACGAGAAGGCUGAAGAGGCUGGCGAAGGUGGGGGAGACCCCACAGGGGAGCCCGGAGCCGGGGGUGGCGUUGAGCCGAGCCUUGAGCAUCUGCUUGACAUCCAAGGCCUGACCAAAAGACAAGCGGGCCCAGAAAGCAGCAGUCCAGAGGCCCCCCUGAGACCUGAGGAUGGCAGCUGCCUCCCCCCCAGCCCUGGCCUCAUCAAUGUGCGGCUCAAAUUCCUCAAUGACACCGAGGAGCUGGCUGUGGCCAGGCCGGAGGAUACUGUGGGUGCCCUGAAGAGUAAAUACUUCCCUGGACAAGAGAGCCAGAUGAAACUGAUCUACCAGGGCCGUCUGCUGCAGGACCCAGCCCGCACACUGCGUUCUCUGAACAUUACCGACAACUGUGUGAUUCACUGCCACCGCUCUCCCCCAGGGUCAGCUGUUCCAGGCCCCUCAGCAUCCUUGGCCCCCUCUUCGGCCACUGAACCCCCCAGCCUUGGCGUCAGUGUGGGCAGCCUCAUGGUGCCCGUGUUUGUGGUGCUGUUGGGUGUGGUCUGGUACUUCCGUAUCAAUUACCGCCAGUUCUUCACAGCACCUGCCACCGUCUCCCUGGUGGGGGUCACCGUCUUUUUCAGCUUCCUAGUAUUUGGGAUGUACGGACGAUAAGGAUAUAGGGAGAAAAUGAAAGGCAUGGUCUUCCUUCUUUAUGGCCUCCCCCCUUUCCUGGCCAGAGCUGGGCCCAAGGGCUUGGGAGGGAGGGGUGGAAAGGAUGCGGUGGGUCCUCCUCCUCAGGACAUAGGAGGCAGGUACAGGGCCUCCCCUUCACGUCCACGAGGGUACAGACGCCCCCUCUGUGCAAGCACAACUCAGGUAGAAAACGAGGACGUCAUCUUCUUUCACUUUUAGGGUCCAGAAAUUCAGAGCUGAGCUGGCGGUCUAGCUCAGUGGGCAGCCGGGGCUCGGAGGAUUCCCUCCCAGCUGUGGCCCUAGCUCUUUCCAUUGUCUUGCAUGUCUGCUCCUCAGUACCCAGGGCUGCCUGCCAGGGCAGCUCAGCAUGGCCCCAGCAUACUUCUGUAGGGAGCCUGGAGUAUUUUUCUGUUUCUUAAGGGAAUAUCCAUCUUUUGAGACUAAAGUCACACAGCAGGAAUGAAGGUUGUGUCCGCUUCCCCUGUAGGCACCUAGCCGCCUCUACCUUCUCCCUCCACCCCUGUAGCAGGAAUAGGGUGUUCUCUGUGUUCUGGAUAGUUUCCAGUGUUCUCCCCUUUUUCAAAGCACUUUGCUUGUAUUUUUUUUUUUUUUUUAAUAGUCCUUUAUAGAGCUCAGUCAGGAAGGGGAGUGCGGCACAAAGCCAAGCCCCCAGCAUUGGGAGAGGCCAAGCCACAGCUGCUGCUACCCUAGGCCUAAGGCUGUAAGCAAGAGACAGCUCUGGCCCUCAGCCAGUGUCCUACCCUGCCCAGCUCCAAGGACGAGCUCUGGGUAUGGAGCCCUGGGCCCCAGGCCCUUGCCUCUGGGGCUCAUGGAUGGAGGGUCAGUGUCUGUGACUAAAUAAAGUUCCGUUUUGUGGCUGUGGAGCCUCCUUCUGUGA